AUGUCAGUAUACAGUGCACAACAAUCAACAGAUUCACAACCACCCGAAGCAAUAUGGGUUGCCAAAUCAGAUAAUGCAAAGACAUUAGCUACCAUUCUACAAACAAUUGUAUUUAAACCUGAAGAUAGUAAAAAGAAAGAUUCUGUUAAUAUAACGGUUGAAUUUAACGAAGAAGGAAUGAAAUUUAUAGUGGAACAUGGUAAAGAAUAUCAAGCAAGUGUAUUCUUUCAAUCUAGUUUCUUUAAAACAUACAAUUACGAUCGAAACACUAGAGACUUUUAUCGAUUCAAAUUAAAUCUUUCAAUGUUGUUGGAUUGUUUAAAUAUCUUUGGCAGUUAUCCAGGUCAUGAUAGACUUGUACCAAUUCAAUUCUUUUAUUGGGAUACUCCAACUCCUUUUAAUAUGAUUUUGGAAGAUAGUGGAGUCAAUACAACAUGUCAAUUUAAGAUUAUGGAUACAGAAUCACCAGAGUUUUUCAAUUUGGAUGAUAUUCAAAAUAACAAUGUCGUCAUUUCAUCUGAACAUUUGUUGGAUGCAUUUGGAACACUUGAUUUCAAGAGUCCAGAGAUUAGAAUUAAACUAGGUUUGAAUGAAGGACCAGACAAGGAUCUAUUGAUCUUGUCGAGCACUAGCAGCGAAUCCACCUUUAUCUCGACGUGUAAACAAAAGCUAUUUGACUUUUGUGAUUGUAAAUAUGACCUCGAAUUCAACUAUGCACUCUCUCACAUCCAGCCAUGUGUCAAAGCUUUGGCCACUGCCAAAUCCACUCGUGUCACGGUAGGUGUCAAUGGUCUAUUGCGUUUCCAAAAUACAUUUGUCCAUGAUGAGAAAAGAUUGGUCGUCGAAUACUUUAUCACUGCUCGACAACAUGAUAACUAUUUUACUGAUCAUCAUAUGAUGGGUUAA
Molecule: messenger RNA, 906 nt
Organism: Cavenderia fasciculata
Lineage: Eukaryota; Evosea; Eumycetozoa; Acytosteliales; Cavenderiaceae
Gene: rad1
Product: exonuclease
Exons: 3
Coding region: 1-906 (301 amino acids)
Biological process (GO): DNA damage checkpoint signaling; DNA repair
Cellular component (GO): checkpoint clamp complex; nucleus
Source: RefSeq, a predicted model, not a curated record